Sphaeramia orbicularis (orbiculate cardinalfish) is the source of this 3946-nucleotide messenger RNA. It is a transcript of the gene ncapg2, whose product is annotated as non-SMC condensin II complex, subunit G2. Gene Ontology annotation, biological process: mitotic sister chromatid segregation. Bases 111 to 3524 code for a protein of 1137 amino acids. The record is from RefSeq and is a predicted model, not a curated record. Gene Ontology annotation, cellular component: condensin complex; nucleus. Lineage: Eukaryota; Metazoa; Chordata; Actinopteri; Kurtiformes; Apogonidae. The transcript has 27 exons.
CAAAUUUGCGCGGGUCGGCGGCUGUUAGGGAAUGUUGUUGUCUGGCGGUCACUUCUUUAUGAAAUUAUAAAUAAAAAGAAAAUAUACGUAUUGCUUGAAAAACGUUCAACAUGUCCAAACGAGAGGCGUUUUUACAAGCCGCCUGUAAAGAAAAUGUGGAGGACUUCCUUCGCUUUAUCCAGCUUCACAAGGACAAGACAGAGCCUUUUGAUGUUGAGGAGGUGGUGCAGGAGAUGUCCAGAGACCAGCGAGAGUCUCUGUGGGGAAGACUUGUGUCUCUCCUUCAGGAUGUCCUGCUGAAGUCUCCUCCCGAGCGCUGGAAGGAGGACAAAGAAGAGGGCAUGGAAGUGGAGUCAUCUGCAGACCCUAAACAUAUUAUGACUGUUGUGGAUGGUGUUACACUAGUGGCCACGGUGUCUGUAAAAGUCUUACAAGAUGGUGACACAUACAGUGCCCUUCUGGAUAUUGUCCACACUCUUCAUGAUGUUCUGGUGUCGAUGCCUGUCUCAGAGGCACCACUUCACUCACAUAUUCACACACUGUGCGAGGCCUGGUGGAAGAAAGGACUGCAGGGCAAAGAACAGUUUGGUCACACAGCUUUUCUCCUCUCUCUGCAGAAGAGCUUUGCUUUGAAGAAGCCAGGUGUUGAAAUCCAAAGAGUUUGGAGUCUCCAUGAGGUGCUUUUGGAUCUGGACUACACAUCAGAGGACAACAAGCAGAUAUCUGACCUGUUGCUUCAAUGCUUUCACUCUCUCAAUUACAUCAGAAAUGAUGAUGGAAAGCGAUUCCUGGUCUUUCUUUUCAGCUGGGAUGUCAACUUCAUCUGUGUUAUUCAUGGCACCAUCAAGAACCAGCUGGAGUUCUACAGCAAGACCAUGGUUGCUCAUAUUAUGGAGAUCUACUUCAGAGGAUGGAAGAAGGCUAGUGGGGACUUUUUGGAAAAUAUGGAGAGCUCCUGUAUUCAGGACUUGAUGCAGAAUGCUAUCCUGCUCCCUAGAACUUCUCCUGUUCAUGCCAAAGUCAGACAGGUAGUGAGCUACUUCCACGCAAGGAAGGGCUGCCACAAGGUGGACAAGAUGCUGUAUAAUCUCUACAAGCCUAUCCUCUGGAAAGCACUAAGUGUGCCAAACUAUGAAGUGCGAGCAAAUGCUACUUUGAUUUUCACUGAGGCUUUCCCAGUUCACGAUCCAGAUAUGAACAAUGAGGGUAUAGAUAAAGCCAUUCAAAAGCAGCUGGACAUAGCAAUGGGCCUCCUUGAUGACCCUCACCCCACCGUGCGCUCCAGUGCUAUCCUGGGGGUCUGUAAAAUUCUGGCCAAGUGCUGGGAGCUUCUCCCUCCUACAAUUAUCACAGACUUCCUAAAGAAGAUCGUGAUGGAGCUAGCUACUGACGCUAGUUCCCCUGAUGUCCGCUGUUCAGUCUUCAAGUGUCUGGCCAUUGUCCUAGACAACGCUCUCAGCCAUCCACUGUUGGAAAAACUCCUGCCUAAUCUCAAGUAUAGCCUUCAUGACAAUUCGGAGAAAGUCCGCAUAGCUUUCCUUGACAUGCUUCUCAAGGUGAAGGCAGUGCGUGCAGCCAAGUUUUGGGACGUGUGCAACAUGGACCACCUGCUGGCCCGCCUGGCUAUUGAUUCCCAGUCAGUCUCCAAGCGCAUUGUCGAUCUGCUCUUUAAGUCCUUUUUCCCUGUCAACGAGUCUGAGAAGGAAUGGUGUUGUCGAUGCAUCACGCUCAUCCAGAUGAACUCUAUGGCUGCCAGAAAGUUCUAUCAGCACGCCUACAAACACACAGCCCCCACUAACAUAAUCAAGCUGAUGUUGGCCAUUCGCCGUGUUUUGAACAGCUGCAUCCAAAAUGAAUGUGACAUAACUGACAUGAAUGAAAGCAACAAGGAGAACAGCACUAUUGAGCGUGUUCUGCUGAAAAAAGAUGUGGCUGUGGUAUCUGGUCUGCUGGAGGUUGUGGUCAUACUGUGGAGAAGUGUAGAGAAGACACUGAAGCACAACAAGGAGGCCCAGAAGUUUACUUUUGCCAAGUUUAGCAGUGUCCUGGCCAAAUAUUUUAUUGCAUUUGAGCAUGAGCGAUGCACACCUCCCCUCAUACAACUGGCUUCAUUCAUGCCUCCAGCUGCAGUUCCAACAUUCAGUUGUGGUGUCCUGUCUAAGCUGAGAAGAAUGGAAUCAGGAGCGGUGCCAAAGCAGUACAGCCAGCUGCUGGACUGCAUAUGUUGCUGGGGCCAGGCGGCUGACAUCCUGGAGUUGAUCUCUGACUGGCUCAGUGAGGCCCUGCCUAAACAAGGGGACAAGGCAAACUUUAAUCGAAAGGUACGGAUCCAGGAAACAGUAGAGGCCAAACCAGACCUGGCACUGGUUUACCUGGAGUACCUGUUCAGCCACACUGAAACCAGAAAUAAAGUCCUGGAUCUUGGUCAGGGCCCACUCAAGCAGCUCCAUACUGUUCUGGGAAACUGGAGGUCGGUCCUGUACACUCAUCUCAGCUCCACUGAGGAUCCUAAAAGUCCAAGUGUGGAGACUGCACUGAAAGCCCUUGUUUACUAUGGCCGUCUUGGUGCACAUCUGCAACAAAAUUCCUCUGAAGGUCGGGAUUAUCUGCUCACUUUGGAGCAUGUGGCAUCAUGGGUAUCUGAGAGGGUGCUGCCCUUCUUGGCUAAACGUACCAGUGAUGACGGGGAGGAGUCUGAGAAGUCACAGUCACUUGCUGCAAAGAUAACGGAGAGCUUCUUGACUGUGUGCAGAGACGUUUUGCUUGUGGGUUUGGGCGAUGAGGCAUUCAAGGGUCAAAUCCUCCACUUGUGCUCCCUCAUUCUUCUCUCAGAGACUGGCUACCUGUGUAUUCCUGCUGUACUGCCCAUUUUAAAGGAGGUGGUAGACAGUUAUGUACCUGAGGAUACCGAGGAUCAGGAAGAUCAGGAGAAUCCAACCACUGUCAUUCUGGGCGUGGUAGCUAACAUCUUUCAGAAAGUUAUAGAACUUUUGGCUCGCCGCCUCAAAAAGGAGCCGGAGGAGGGAAAACAGCUGUGUCAGUCGGCCACAUCAGGCCUGUCAGACUUCCUCCAUGCAGCUCAGAUCUGGAACCAGGCGCCUCUCAGCGGCGUCUUCUCCACUCUUUUUGCCGUCAUCGUGGUUGAGAAGAGACAUAUGCUGCAAAAGAUUACUCAUCCUGAAGAAGUGAUCGUCCCAGAAUCGGUGGAGGAUAUGCCACCUCUAACCAGCAUCCUUCUGUCCAUCAUCCUCAAGUCAUCCUCUGUCACCAGGGCAUUUUUAACCGAGAUCAGCUCGUCUGUGGACUCCGAGGCCAUCGACAGUCUGACCGAAUUGGCCGCCGUCCUCCACAUGCUCGCCGUCAUCAGACACUCGGGCCAGUGUAGAGCGGGCUUGAAGAGCGCUGCCGUAUCUGUCCAGCAGCAGCUUCACAAACAUGCCAUUGCAGCUGUGGACGGAGGAGACGUUCAGAGGGUUGUCUAUGAAUCUUCUGUGAGGGCCGUCAAUGGAAUGUUGGGCUUAUGAGUUUCAUGUUUUAAAAAAUAGACCUAUGAUGUAUAAUCUGUGCAUUAUGUUUGUGUUUUUGUGAAGCAGAAGACAACAUGGCAUCUCCUUCGCUGUUAGCAUUAGAUACUAUCAGAUGCUGGCAAAUGAAAAUAACAGUAAAUACUUAAUCGUCACCGACUGGGUUUUUAAAAAGAAAUAUGGUUUGGAUUGAAAUUAAAGCCGAGGACAAGUGAAAGUCUGCUACUAUGUUUUUCCAGAUUGGCUCCACUUAUUUGGUUUAUUUAUUUCUUAAUAGCACACAUUACUCUUGUCUCUUAGCUUGUGAAUUGGGGGGGAAUUGAUAAUGUGAACAAAUAUUGAUUGAAAACUCCAGAUGGCAGAAAUAACAUAUGGCUCUUGGAUUGACCGGCAUUCUUUUUUAAAGACGUCAUUUGUAAAAA